Messenger RNA from Formica exsecta, 677 nucleotides. RefSeq names its product soma ferritin-like. The transcript has 3 exons. Gene Ontology annotation, biological process: iron ion transport; intracellular iron ion homeostasis. Lineage: Eukaryota; Metazoa; Arthropoda; Insecta; Hymenoptera; Formicidae. Bases 1 to 621 code for a protein of 206 amino acids. Gene Ontology annotation, cellular component: cytoplasm. Gene Ontology annotation, molecular function: ferrous iron binding; ferric iron binding. The record is from RefSeq and is a predicted model, not a curated record.
AUGUGCAUCGAUAAACCAACGAAGUGGCCAAGCGGCAAGAGAAGCAAUUUUGAUUUUCACGAUGAAACCGAAGCCGCGUUUAAUGAACAGAUAAACGUUGAAUUGAAAGCAUUUUAUUCCUACCUAUCUAUGCUUAUUAUACAGGCUGCAUAUUUCGGUCGCGUGGACGUCGCUUUACCGGGUUGCGAGUCAUUCUUCAUGCAGAUGCAUCGCGAGGAACACGAACAUGCCCUGAAAUUUUUAGAUUAUGUAAAGAUGCGUGGCGGAAAGGUGCAUUUAUGCGCCGUGUCCCCGCCAGAUGAUCAAGAUUGGAAAUGUCCGUUGCACGCGUUCAAAAUGGCAUUGCAAUUAGAAAUUCAAGUCAGUAAAAAAUUGGUCGCGGUAAACGCUGUAGCGGAGAAGCAUACUGAUUUAAAUGCGAGUGAUUUCAUCAUCACCGGUUUUAUGGAAGAUCAAAUGAAGAGCGUGAACGAAAUGGGAAGAUUAGUGACUGUGCUGUCUGGUAUCGGAGAUCAAGCAUUGGCGCGAUUCAUGUUCGAUAAGGAUUUACUCGAUAGUUACGUCCAGCCAGAUUACAAUGUUUUGAAAAGUAAAUUUCAACGAAAAAAACACGACGAGUAGCUACUUAUUCGUCCUUUUUCGAAUUUUCGCAGAAUUAUACCACAUUUUCGCAUAUU